CACUUUUAUCUAAAACAGCUCAUGCUGUUGAGCGAGAAUUUAAAGUACUUGACGCGUUAGGCCGUAACACUGAUGUACCUGUGCCAAAAGUGUAUCUUCUUUGUGAAGAUAGUGAAAUAUUAGGAACACCAUUUUAUCCAUCAGGAUUCUAUUCUCGACAAAUUCAUUCAUUGUUCAAAGUUUCAGAAGCCCAGGCUGCUACAAUGGAUGAUAAAGGUAAUAAAGUAGGCUCUCUUCCAAGACUCAAUGACAUGAUUCAAUGGUUUAAAAAUAAUGAAAUUUUGGAUGAUACAUCUAUUAUUCAUGGGGAUUUUAAGGUCUUUCAUCCAACCGAAUCACGAGUUAUCGGAAUAUUAGAUUGGGAACUUUCAACUAUAGGCCAUCCACUUUCUGAUCUUGCAAACCUGUUAAUGAAUUUUUUUACCAAGGACCUUCCUGGUUCCCCUAUAACUGGCUUACGUGAUGUUAAAAAUUUACCAAUUCCAUCAGCUAAUGAAUUAAUUCAAGCUUAUUGUGAAAAAUCUGGUCGACAGUAUCCAAUACCGAAUUUUGAAUUUGCUAUCGCGUUUACAUUUUUUCGGACCGCUGUUAUCUUGCAAGGAAUUGCUGCACGUAUAGCCCGUAAACAAGCCAGUUCUGCUAAAGCAAAUGCUUAUGCUAAAGGUUUUAAAGAUUUUGCUUUAAUGGGUCUUGAAAUUAUUGAUCGUUACGAGACCAAGAACAAAUUAUAA
This is a messenger RNA of Racocetra fulgida, 731 nucleotides long. The record is from the annotation of a GenBank genome assembly. Lineage: Eukaryota; Fungi; Glomeromycota; Glomeromycetes; Diversisporales; Gigasporaceae.